AUGAAGUUACAAUGCAUUCUUUCCACAGUCUUUACUUUGGCACCCGUCUUUGCCAUCCUUCCUGAAGCGCAGAUUGCGUUAAAAGAGGACAGAAAUCAGCCUGGACCACAGUCACUUCCGAAUUUGAUGACCGUCGCGAACGUCGAAGAAUUGGAACUGAAUUGGGAAAUAAAGGGAUCCAUGGCGCUUGAGGCCGGUCGCUUGCUCGUUGAUAGUGAGACCGGCUCUUUGUGGUCUAGAAAGUUGUUGGAGAACUCUAAGGAUGAAUGGACGAUCGACUUGGUGUUCAGGAAUUCGGAGCAAGUUGACGUCGAUGAUCAUUCUUUUUAUGAUACCAAUGGAAUCUCGUUCUGGUUGCUUGAUUCAGACUCCCCAUUUGACACAGAUGUGCUGAACUUUGGUGGACCAAAGUCUUUCGAUGGUUUCCAAUUUCUUAUGAAUAAUAAAGAAUCUCGUGGCUUGAAGAUAUUUUCGAAUGAUGGUUCAAAGUCUACAGAGAACACGCUCGAUCAAGCUUUGGGAUUUUGCGCUAUCAACUACUUGGAUUCUAUGGUACCAUUCACCCUUCGUAUCUCUUAUUCUGCUCCACGUAAGUGGUUUAAGAUUCAGAUAGAUAACAACUUGUGCUUCAAAACAGACUUAUUGUCUUUCAAUGAGAUCAAGAAGGACUUGAAAUUUGGUAUUUCUGCAUCUACUGACCAAAAGUCGAAAGAAUAUUGGGAAGUCUUAAAACUCAACGUUUACCCAUACUUAACCGAGGAUGCAAUUGAUGACCAUGGAAUAAUUGCAGAUGGUGGAGUGAAGUACAUCACUGUUACUCAGGAUGAGGAGUCCACAGAAACUUUCCACCCUUCCACCAAUAGAUUGUCAUUGCUUGAGAGAGCCAGGAAAAUGAAGGAGGAAAUACUUUCCAACUCGGAAAAACCUGCGGCACAAGAUUCUUCGGUAGACAACUCGUUGGCGACUAUCAACUCUAAGCUAACAGUCUUGGAAGAGAUGAUGAACCAAAUUGAUGCCAAGAAGAUGGACGAGUUUUCCAAGACUCUUGAAGAGGUCAAAAUUAUUCAAAACGAACAGGUUAGCAUUCUCAAUCAUAUGAAAAACACUUAUGGGGAAUUCGAGACCCUUCUCAAUGUUCAGUACAAGGAAAUGAAUCAGGCUGUUGUGCAGUUGCACCAAAAGAUGCUCGACGAGAUAAAAAGUCAUCAGAGGGAAGUGCUCAAUAUUGGUGACAAGGUUGACUUGCUCAUGACUAACCAUAAAGAAAUUCAAGAGCAGUACAGAAACAAUGAAGCGGUGGUUAUGGCUCCUGAAUCUUCCGAGCUUUUUAGUGUUAUAAUUAAGUGGGUGUUGUUCCCGAUUGUCGUUGGUAUUGCCGUCUUGAGUGUCAUUUUGUACAGAAUUAGAAAGGACAUCAAACACUCAAAGUUGCUUUGA
Clavispora lusitaniae ATCC 42720 is the source of this 1437-nucleotide messenger RNA. It is a transcript of the gene EMP46, whose product is annotated as Emp46p. The record is from RefSeq and is a predicted model, not a curated record. Gene Ontology annotation, cellular component: membrane. Lineage: Eukaryota; Fungi; Ascomycota; Pichiomycetes; Serinales; Metschnikowiaceae.